AUGUCAGCAUUAUUUUCACACAAUUAUAAUAACUUUUAUUUUCAAAAUUACUUUGCUUCUCCUAAACAAAAGAAAAAGCAUUAUUAUGAUAGAGAAUUUCUCAGACAACAGUCGCUGUUUCCAUCUUUAUAUCCAUUUGGUGGCUUUCCAACGACUUAUUAUCAUCAAUUCGAUUGCUCCAAUAUGAACACAGAACCAAUACGAAAUAUAAAUCAACCAAAUGGUCAAUAUCGAUAUAAACAGUAUAUGUCUGAUACGGGUACGAUCCAAAACUCCUAUUGGCAACAACAAGUUAACACUGCACCAUUACCCAUGUAUACAAGAUCUCUUCCUUUUGAUUGUAUUAAUAACACACUAUAUCCUUAUGAAAAAGGAACACAAUUUAAGCCAUAUACAACGCAUUUUGGAGUAGAUACCAAAAAUCUUGGUGCUACUGGAAAUUUAGACUCUGGCUACUCAACAAGGUUAGCUUAUGGUGCUGGAUCAAAUUCAUAUUUUUCAAAUACUAGUGGUAAUAUAGAUUUGACACCAAAGAUUAGAGUGAUUUUCAUGCCAACAGCAUCUCUAUCUUUUCAACAAUCAUAUGCCGGUCCUUUAUGUAUGCCACCUUUUCUUUUCAAUCGUAUGUCACGACCUUUUUGUUCAUUACCAUUACCCCCACCUUUACCGGACAUCAGCUCAUUGCCUGUUGCACCCGCCAUUCAACAGAUGGUCACACAACAAUAUGCUAAUCCAAUUGCUGUAAUACCUUUUACGCCAAACUGGCAAUUAUCUCAACCAAUGAUGUCAAAUUAUUCACAGCUACAAGACAUGCAAAAACAACCAAUGAUGUCUAUGCCAAAUUUGCAAUCAUUCCAAUUUGUUGUACAACCAUAUAUUACUCCUACUUUAAGGUCAGGUGGCAUACCACUGUUACCAACAGACUCUUCAACUUUACCACGUUUCUCUAAUCUAAUUUCAUCCAUACCUCAAUAUUCGACAAGCAACUAUUUCAGCAUAUGUCGUGCGUGUCCACCAGGACCACCAUUGCUUAACAUUCCAGUUACGGAUCAUCAUUGGAUACACCAUUGCUCUGCUUGUCAUCGUGUACCUGCUGAUUCCACUAAGCCAAAUAUUCGACCAACUAAUGGACGAAUUACAUCAUUACUUCGUCGUCCAAUGGUACUACAGAAUGUAGAUAGUCCAAGAAUUCAACGACAACAACAAAAAUAUCCCCAUAUCAAUGCAUCCGUUACGAUGCGUCCGUGGUUACAUAAUAUGCCGCUACUUUCACCAGAUACAGUUAUCAAUUCUGAUAAAUCUUUUCGAAAGAGUCGUUUAUCUCAAGCAUUCUAUUACUCACAAAACUAUACAAUACAACCUUCUCGUGUUGCUAGAGCUACAAGACGAUCUGUAACCGUAACAACAAUUAGUGAUAAUCGAAGUCAAACCAAUAAAGAUAGCUCAAAAAAACAACAACAACAACAUAAAAGUAAUAUAGAUAAUAAUACAACUCAAUUACAAGAUAAUUCCAAUGAUAGCCAAACAACAUCUUAUUUAUCUGCUUCAGACACUAAGGGCUCGUCUGCUUCAGACACUAAGGGCUCGUCUGCUUCAUUAACACAGUCGUUGUGUAAUUCAUCAACUGCUUCUGAUUAUGAAAAAUCUGAUACCACUUCAUGUAAAACUCAACAAAGUGUUAGUCAAAAGAAACUAUCUGUAGAAGCACAUAAUGCCAGUCAUUUUUAUGAUUUUCAACCUUGUGACUUACUUGCUGUUUAUCACUCCAUUGGUCAUAUUAAAUCAGAUGAUGAAGAUUCAAUCUCACUUUCGAAUUCAAGUGUAUCAUCUAAUGUUUCUAUUCAUGAAGAAUAUAAUCAGAAUAAUCCACCAUCACCUACUAACUUUCAAGUAAUGAAACAAGAAGAAGAAGAAUCAAAACAAGAAGAGGAGAAAUCUCUUAAUGCUCUUUCUCCUAUACCAUUUCAAUUCGAAGAACCUACAGAUAGAACAACUUCCUUACGAGAAUUUUUGACAAAAUCUCCGUCAACAAUUAGUUCAGCUUCGUUUGAUACAGUAUUUAGUAUUAUCGACGACGACUUGGACUCUUUUUCUAUUACCAGCACGACAAAAGACGACACAUACGAAGAAAACGAAGCCGUAUGA
This is a messenger RNA of Rotaria sp. Silwood2, 2145 nucleotides long. Lineage: Eukaryota; Metazoa; Rotifera; Eurotatoria; Philodinida; Philodinidae. The record is from the annotation of a GenBank genome assembly.